Messenger RNA from Mesorhabditis spiculigera, 2547 nucleotides. The record is from the annotation of a GenBank genome assembly. NCBI's taxonomy places the organism in Eukaryota, Metazoa, Nematoda, Chromadorea, Rhabditida, Rhabditidae.
AUGACGGUCGGGGUCGAGACGGCCGGGCUUAACCCGAUGUCGUUCGCCGACCAUUUGGCGCCCACGAUGGAGCGCUUGAAAUAUCAGCGUGAAACUGGGCGAUUCUGCGAUGUGCUGAUUACCGUGAAUGGUCGGCGAUUUACGGCCCAUCGAAAUAUUCUGGCCUCGUGCAGCCCGUACUUUGACUCGAUAUUCAGGCACACGAAGGUUGUACGUGAAAAUGUUACUAUGAAUAGCAUCCAAACCGACGUCUUCGAGCUGUUCCUCAACUACAUCUACAGCGGCAAUAUCGUCAUCGACAAGCUGUCCGUUAAUGAACUGCUAAAAUUGGCGAACAAUUUAUUGAUCCCAAAACUAAAAUCCUACUGCUCGGAAUAUCUUGACCGAUACCUCGACGCCACCAACGUGCUCUCGAUCAAACAAAUGGCCGAAAAGUACGGAAUGAUUGCGCUGAUGAAGACCGCCACCGAGUUCUUCGACGCCAACAUUAACCGUUGCCUAUUGGAAUCGGUGGACAUUGUCCAAUACUCUUAUUCCCAGUUUACGAAGCUGCUAGCCGAGCCGAAAUAUGCCGGCCUGAUUCAGCCGGACGCGCAUUUGAAGGUAAUCGUUCGCUGGAUAUCCGAUGACGUCGAGAAGCGACAGGCCUACUUCCGGACCCUGCUCGGCACGUUGCAGUUGACGAGUGUUAGCGAAUCAACAAUGGAUUUCCUGCUCGAUUUCGCCUCGCUGUUCAUCAACAGCACCACCAGCCGCGUGCUUUUCAUGCAGCAAUUAAGUCGAGCCGGCAUGCUUACGGAAAAAUAUCAGGACGAAUACGCGCAUUUGUUAUCGACUACAGCGAUUCCGGAAGAUCACGCUCCACAGGCCGUGGAGAAUAAUCAGGACCUCGACGAGCUCGACGACGAGGAGGGCUUCAGCGACCUGGAGGAUGAGGAUGGGAGUCUCUACGGCUCGGAUGCGGACUCUGGAGAUGGGAUGGAUGCGGAAUACGGUGCACCGAGGACGCGGAAACGGCGCCACGAGGGUUCUUCCGGAAGUGAGGGCGAGACGGCGAAACGAGCACUUUUGCACACGAUCAAAAAACAAAAAGGGCUGAAGCGGCGCGGACGACCGCCGAAGCGGAUUACGGACGAUGACGUGGAUAUUGCCGCGUUCGACGAAGAUGAACUGGACGGUGUCUACGCCGACGCAAUGUUCCUCACCGGCACGACAACCUAUGCCGAAGACGAUAUCCUGGACCCAGAUAUGGUCGAAGACGGCGAGGAGGUGUCCGACCCGUCCGGCUCGAACCCGUGCAACUACUGCCGAUUUGCCUCCAACAGCGAGGAGGAAACAGCCCGCCACACGGCUCGAAAACACAACCGGAACACGAUUUUUGUGUGCCAGCUGUGCGAUUUUGAGUGCAAGUGGAGCAAGAGGUUCUAUGAGCAUGUCAGGAUGCACCAUUUUAAUGCACCACCCUACAACUGCAUGCAUUGCCAGUAUAUCUCGUCAGAUCGGGUGCAAGAUUUACUGGGUCAUAUGUUGACGCAUACGGAUGUACGAUUCUUCAAGUGCGCAACUUGCGGUUUCCGAGGACGCACCCGGACUCAAGUCUGGGCCCACGAAAAGAUGCACACGGAUGAGACAACCCUCCACUGUAUCGAAUGCGGCCGUUCUUUUAACCAGCAAUCCGCUCUGGAUACUCAUAUGGCGACACACUCGGAUGUUAGACCUCACGUGUGCGACGAGUGCGGCUUCGCGUCAAAAUCCCCUGACGACAUCCUCGCCCACAAAAAGGGACAUAAUGGCGACAUCUUCUACUGUCAUAUCGAGGGCUGCGAUUAUAGUUCGCCAAAGAAAAGCCAGCUCGCCGCCCAUUUGCGGACCCAUUUGGCCGUUCGAGCCCAUAUGUGCAAGAUUUGCAACCGUGGCUUCAUCGAAAAGUCGCAUCUGGUCCGCCACGAGCGGAUUCACCUGCAAGAAAAGCCGUUCAAGUGUGACAUUUGCGAUUACGCGAGCUCGAGGAGGGACAAGUUGAAGGAACAUAUCUUGAAACACCACAACAGCGCCCAGACCAACCGCGCCCAGCGCCGGAAGUACAAACGUGAACGACAGUUGGCCGCUUUGGCCGCACAAGAAGCCGAAGAAGCGAAACUCGUCGGCGGGUCCGAGAACGUCUUCCGUCCCAUCAACCAUUCCGACGUCGUCGAGCAGUGGCAAUCGGCGCAUGGCCAUCAUUUCCAGCAACAAGGCCAAUUCUCGCCACUCGGCCGUUCGACUUCCGUUUGCGUUGAUUUCUCCUCGAAUAACUUCAACUCACAAAUGGUAUCCCGGUCGCCGCAUAACCACUCGGUUAAUAUGGAUUUUGGCCCAAGCACCUCCUCCGACAUGGGCAACCGAGCGAUGAGCGUCCCGCCCUAUUCUCAAUAUCAAUUAAACCCGCAGGAACAUGUGUAUGCCCCUGGAGAAGGCCCCUCACAAUUCGCGCAGCAGGCCUUCCAACAACAACAGCAGCAACAGCAACAGGAUCAGCAGCAGCAACAACAACAACAGCAGUGGUGG